UUCCACCCACAUGUACACUGAAAAUGUCUGUUUACAAAAUCAAGGAUCAGCUCAGAAAAUCUGUGGAAUCUAAGCAACCCACAGUACAUUUCUACUGUGAGACCUGCCAGAUCGAAAUUCCAGCAGGUGAAAACAGAUGUCAACACUGUGACGAAUCUUCUGUGUUGGAAUAUCACAAUUUAGACGUUGAACAACAGAUAAAAGACUUGUUCAAAGAUGAGCACUUCUGCAAGUUAGUAAUGAAGGAGACGGAAUCAUCAAAGGAUGGACAAUUGGCAGAUAUAAGGGAUGGAUCGGAGUACAGGAAGCUUCUAUGUGACCAGUCGGACUUUCAGCCUUCCAACACAGUUCAGCUUUCUUUUCUGUUGAAUACUGAUGGGGUUGCUGUGUAUUCCUCAUCAAAGAAAGGCAGCUUGUGGCCAGUCUAUCUGGCGAUAAAUGAACUUCCAAUAGCUUUGAGGUUUUCAAGGAGGUACCUACUGCCAUGCCUGUUGUUUUGCCAAUCAGAGAAACCAAACAUGCAGACUUAUUUGGCAAGUCUAAUGCAGACACUCGAUCGUUUUCAAAAGGGAAUUGAAAUUGACACCUUUUUGGGAAAGAAAUUUGUCAAAGGACUCCUACUAGCCGUAUGUGUUGAUUUGCCAGCCAGAGCCAUGGUCUUAAACAUGAAACAGUUUAAUGGCAAAUAUGGAUGCAAUGUUUGUCAUGCAGAGGGAGAGACUCAGCCAAAUUGCCCACUUCACAGGUAUUAUCCAGUUGGAGAAAGCUCACAAAGAACUCACAAGUCCAUGGUGAAUGAUGUUCGCACAGCUGUUCAAAGUGGACAAGCUGUAAGAGGAAUGAAAGGUGGCUCUGCCCUCCUUGCCUUAAAGCAUGUUGACUUAUCCAAGAUUUGUCCAAUCGACUGGAUGCACUGUGUGCUCCUUGGAGUAGUGAAGGCUUUGCUGAAACUUUGGCUGUGUCCUUCACACAAGAACAGAUCCUUUUAUAUUGGAGAUAAGAUUGCACUGAUGGAUAGGAGGCUCCUACACAUCCAAGUGCCGGAUUUCAUAGCCCGACAACCAAGCAGCAUAGCUGAGCAUGCUCACUGGAAAGCUACUGAGUGCCGGGAAUGGCUGAUACACUUCUCAAUUCCUGUGCUUAGGGGUCUGUUGAAAUAUCCAGUCAGUGUCCACUACUUCUUGCUUGUGUAUGCAAUGAGCUUGUUAACAAAGGAAGUUGUAACAGUGGAAGACAUCAGUGUUGCCGAAGACAUGUUGACAGACUUCUGUACUGUGUUUCCUGACAUAUAUGGCGAGUUAGUUAUGUUGCUUAGCUUGAUUGCAAAUCACUUCCAAAGUAAAAUUAUGGAAAUCUGCAUAAUAUGACAUUUUUAGAAACAAUUUAAGUAAGAAUAGAAAUUUGUAAAGAUGAAUAAUUCUGUAUAGCACUUUUGAAGUUGGCAAAAUGUGAUGUCAAAUAAUAUUAGGAUAUAUAAUUACAUUCAUAUUGAAAUGUAUGUACA
Molecule: messenger RNA, 1504 nt
Organism: Haliotis rufescens (red abalone)
Lineage: Eukaryota; Metazoa; Mollusca; Gastropoda; Lepetellida; Haliotidae
Exons: 8
Coding region: 24-1367 (447 amino acids)
Source: RefSeq, a predicted model, not a curated record